Molecule: messenger RNA, 6876 nt
Organism: Triplophysa rosa
Lineage: Eukaryota; Metazoa; Chordata; Actinopteri; Cypriniformes; Nemacheilidae
Gene: cdk19
Product: cyclin dependent kinase 19
Exons: 13
Coding region: 122-1546 (474 amino acids)
Biological process (GO): protein phosphorylation
Cellular component (GO): cytosol; mediator complex; nucleus
Molecular function (GO): ATP binding; RNA polymerase II CTD heptapeptide repeat kinase activity; cyclin-dependent protein serine/threonine kinase activity
Source: RefSeq, a predicted model, not a curated record
AGCUGACCAAAAUCCCAAACAAGGAAAUGGUGGGGUAAUAAAACGAACGGAUCAUUUAAUUAAUGCAUGUUAUAAUUAAUAUUUUAUUUUAUUGUAAAUUAAGAAAUAUUUAUGGGUUAAAAUGGACUACGACUUCAAAACGAAGCUCGCCGCCGAGAGGGAGAGAGUGGAGGAUCUGUUUGAAUAUGAAGGUUGUAAAGUGGGUCGCGGCACAUACGGGCAUGUUUAUAAAGCGAAGCGUAAAGACGGGAGAGAUGAGAGGGAGUACGCCCUGAAACAGAUAGAAGGCACUGGCAUCUCCAUGUCUGCCUGCAGGGAAAUCGCUUUACUGAGAGAACUGAAGCAUCCGAAUGUCAUCGCCUUGCAAAAAGUAUUUUUGUCUCACAGCGACCGCAAAGUUUGGCUUCUGUUCGACUAUGCCGAGCAUGAUCUGUGGCACAUCAUAAAGUUUCAUCGGGCGUCGAAGGCCAACAAGAAGCCCAUGCAGCUGCCGCGGGGAAUGGUGAAGUCAUUACUCUACCAGAUAUUAGACGGGAUCCAUUACCUGCAUGCCAACUGGGUUCUGCACAGAGACCUGAAACCUGCCAAUAUCUUGGUGAUGGGUGAGGGUCGAGAGCGAGGGAGGGUCAAAAUCGCUGAUAUGGGUUUUGCGCGGCUGUUUAAUUCUCCAUUAAAGCCAUUGGCUGAUCUGGACCCGGUGGUCGUGACGUUCUGGUAUCGAGCUCCUGAGCUUCUGCUCGGGGCGAGACACUACACCAAAGCAAUCGAUAUUUGGGCAAUAGGCUGCAUCUUUGCUGAGCUGUUGACGUCAGAACCGAUCUUCCAUUGCCGACAAGAAGACAUAAAGACCAGCAAUCCUUUCCAUCACGACCAGUUAGAUCGCAUCUUCAGUGUCAUGGGCUUCCCAGCAGAUAAAGACUGGGAGGACAUCCGGAAAAUGCCAGAGUAUCCGACGCUCCAGAAAGAUUUCAGACGAACCACAUAUGCCAACAGCAGUCUCAUCAAAUACAUGGAGAAACACAAAGUUAAACCCGACAGCAAAGUCUUUCUCCUGCUUCAGAAGCUGCUCACCAUGGACCCCACCAAAAGAAUCACAUCUGAACAGGCGCUGCAGGACCCCUAUUUCCUCGAGGACCCCUUACCCACAUCUGAUGUCUUUGCCGGAUGUCAGAUUCCCUAUCCCAAACGAGAGUUUCUCAAUGAAGAUGAGCCCGAGGAGAAAACUGAGAAGAAUCAGACACAGCAGCACCAGCAGACGGCUGCGCAGACGCAGACUCAAACACAGACGCAACAGGCUCCAUCCCAGCAGAGUUCAGCGCAGAUAAACGGCACGGCAGGGACCAACACGGGUCCGUCCAUACAACACGGACAAGACCAGGGGCCACCCAACAAAAAGCCCCGCACCUCAGGAACCAGUGUUCUUCAGACAGAAUACCAGCACUCUGGCUCGAGGCUCGGUUACCAGAGCAACGUCCAAGGCUCCACCCAGUCGCAAAGCACUAUGGGAUACUCUUCGUCAUCUCAGCACCAGUCGCACCGAUACUGAGACUCCAAAACACAAACAUAAGUAUUUCAACGAAAUAUAACCGCGCACGCAUACAACCAGACAAGUGGAUAUUGAACUGGAAUGCUUUCACGUCUUCUGUCCAGAACUAUCCCUAACCCUAAGCCCCCAUAACACAUCCCACAAUCCUCUACAGAUGCCCCGUUCAGCUGAAGCACAGAGCCACGAUGGUCGUUUUCCUAGAACUACAAAACGAUCAAGUUCAAUUUCAUCCCUCUUAGACCAAAUGUUAGCCGGUCUGACAGAAUCAGCUACCAAAAUGCUUUUCGGGCCAGAGUUACAGGAGGAGGCAAUAGACCCGUGACAAUGAAUCACUAAAGGUGACGUCUCGCUAGAUAGACUUGAGUUCAGUCAAGCUUUGAUAUAUUAUCCACAACUAUGUGUUUCGUAAAUACGAUAUCUUAUUCGGCAAAGAAGUGAAAAUGCGACAUCUUAGUCCUGUGUCAGCCACCGUAGUGAUUCGAAAGGGAGGGGUGGAGUGAGCCGUUGGUUGCAAUUCGUAACCUCACCACUAGAUGCCGCUAAAUUUCAUACACUGGACCUUUAAGCUCUGGUUGUGUAGGUCUAGUGGGACGUCAUCCUAAUGCAUCUUUAUUCACAGUAAAUCUCUUUCCUCACGGCUCGCGAUGGUUUAUCGUAAGCCUCUUUCAGACGCCCCCCCAGAGACAUCUGCGGUAUGUAAGCAAUUGUACAUAAGAAGCCUCUCGUCCAGUGAAAUGAGCUGCCUGCAUGUACGGACAGUCCACGGGACACUUGAUCGUGUUAUAUAACGCGUGUAUAUUAUAAAGACUGAAGAACAAAGAGCACUUAUCAUGAGACGGUGUGAACGGACCCGACCUCCACACAGUUUCUACACUUUUCUCCUUCUGAUGUCUAACAGACGUGUUGUGUAGUAGAUGAGGGGAAAGCCUGUUCGUUCUCGUCCUGCCUGUUUGCAUUGGUUACGAUAACAAUUAAAUAAGAAAUAAUACGAAGGGGGUCAUUCUGCAAAACGGGUGCCGUGCGUGUCUCAUAUAUAUAUAUAUAUAUAUACUGUAUAUAUGUGUGUGUCUGUGGAAAAAUAAUUUUAACAAAGAAUAGCUCAUGCCAGCUUUACUAUGUGUUCAUAUAGAGCGUUUUAUAAACAUAUCAAUUAAAAUUACAUUGUUUUUUUUCUUUUUGAUAUCCUCAUCCAGUGUUUUUACCAAAUAUUUUGUUGAAAACAAAAUAUAUGGAGAUAAAAGCUAGCAUGCUGAUUUUAAUCUCUCUCUCUCUCUCUCUCUCUCUCUCUCUAUAUAAAUGCACUCUAUUGAUAUUUAUUAUAAAAAAGAAAUGAAGUGGUGCCCAUAGAUAAUGCAUCAACCAUCUUACUAUUUAAUUUUUUGAAGGAAUAAAUGUAAAAAUAUAAGUCUUCUCUUUUCAAUCACUUCACGUUAUGUUUUGAGAGUUUUUUAUAGAAAACAAGUCAACCCUGUUACUAUUGUUUUUUAUAGUAAACAAUUGAGAUUUUAAAACCGAUAUUUCUAGAAUGAUCAGCAUUACAUUUCUAAAGGCGUCAUUAUAUCCCAACAUACAGUAUAGACAGUAUAACAGAGAAAUGAUGUCUGUUUAAAAAACACUUGUUGAACUUUUUCAGGCACCCGUUUCAUAGAAUUCCCUGACAGAACAAUGACAUUUUCUCUUUCUCUUCCUUGAAGAAUGCUUUAGGAUUUUGGUCAUGACUAAAAGCCCUAAAGCUGUGUGUGCGUGUGUGCGUGCGUGUGUGCGUGCGUGCGUGCGUGUGUGCGUGUGUGUUGUUACUCGGGGCAGCUAGCAGUUGAACUGCUUGUGUGACUGUUACCUCUUCUUCUCUCCUCUGUUUCUUCCGUGUUUUAUAUGCUUAUAGUCUUUUAUAAUCUGUAUAUUAUUGGUUUUGGAGUCCAGUUUUCUCUUGUUGUCUGAGCUCUGCAUCAAUCAAAGUCUACCCGACUCGCUCCUCGGAUGUUAAAUCAGACAUUAUCAGGUGAAGCUGGAGACCUCAGCCGUGGGUCUUUGUGGAUGGUGUGUGUGUGUCCCGUCUGUGGUCUUUUUCACAUGACUCGUGUGUGAUGAUGUGACCUAUCAACAGAUCUCAUCUCUUCUGCCUUUGGUUUCCCGCAGUGUGCUUUGGAUUUGGUAAAAGCAAUCAAGCCUUCCUAAAAACUGUUUUUUUUGUCCAUUUUGUGGAUGUGUUGGAAUCAGAGGUUGUUGUGAGGUUCCUCGCAUGUCAAUGUGAGGUGAAUACAGAUCAAGUCUGAGAAUAUAACAUAUUGGUUUUUUUCUUUUCAUUUAAAAUCUGGAAUGCUUGUUUUAUAAAAAUCAAAUCAAAAACCAAAUGUAAGAAGACGAAACAUUUAAGAUUACGCUUUUUCUCAAAUUGAUGCAAAAAUGAUCAUUUUAACUCAGAAGCUCAAAUUGUCAGUAUUUGCAAAGGGCCUUAAAGCAAAAACGUACACACGUCAAAUACUGCACGGUUUUUAUCUGCCUUCAUUUUUUAAGAACUCACCACUGGCCACAAGUUGAAAUAAUACAUUAUAAUGACUUGUAAAGCCAAUUCGAGGCUACUUUUAAAAUUGAAAGCAGCAAACACGAAGAGUUUAUUUGCAAAAGUUUUUUUUAAUUUUUCAAAAAUCAUGUUAUUUAUUGUUAUCAUGUUUUUAUUGCGUUUGUUAGCUGUAUCUUUUAAGUUAUUACUGUUUAAUCAAAACAGCCUAACUGCAGUAUGUAUGAUUUAUAAUCUAUUUGAUGAGUUUGGUUCCAAAAUGAGAUACCUCCGUUUUUAAAAAUGUUCAAUAAUCAUGUUUAUUAUUAUGUUAUCAUGCUUUUAUUGUGUUAGUUAGCGGUAUUUUUAGCUGUUAGAGUCAUUAUGGCUUAAAUCAAAACAAAGCAACUGAAUUUUGAUUGAUAUUAAUUGAAAUGCACAAUAAAAAACAUGAUUAUUGAUUUUUUAUUUAAAAAAGAUUAUUAAAAGUUAUCUGUUUUUGCAAAUGUACUCUUUGCAUGUUUAUAUUUUCCUUUCAUUCUUUUUCUUAUGCAGCAUUUUACUUUUGAUUGUACAUUUGAAAUGCAAAACUAUUCCACCAUGGAUUUGUAUUAUGUGUGGGGUGAAGGGUUUCGAGGAACCUUUUCUCAAAUGAUAAGGAAUACCUGUAGUCCCACGUUUUUUUUUUAAUGAGAGAAAACCAAGUGUUGUGCAUGCCAUAGUUCCUUACAUUUCAAACAGAACUGCAAAUAACACAAUAAAUAAGAAGCCUGUUGUUUUGUUUUUGUAGACACAUUUCAUCACCCUAUUUAUAACCUUGAAACCAAAAGCAUCAAAUGUUGAGUGCAUGAAGUUAUCAUGACAACCAAAUACAUCGCUAGAUUUCAAAUGAAAAUAUAGACAAAAUCGUUUUUCUCUGCAUGAAUCACAAGCUGUACCACAUGUGAUAUUUAAUAUUAAAAUAUUGACACUUUGUUGUGAAUUGUUGGUCUAUUUGAAGAAUGCCAGACAUCUGGGGACAUCUGGUCACCCUUUAUUUUGCUCUGUACGAUUUGGGACAGGAACGUCAUACACGCCUGCUAUGCAAAACAUCUAAAGGGAGCCCAGAUCAAAGAUGCGUUUUUUCCCCGUUGAUUUCAAUCUGCACUGUCUUGUCAAAUGUGGUCUUUGAAUGAGGCAUUCAUGGAUAGUGUGUUGUAUUUUUGUUUUCAAAUGAUGAUAGAUUGUCAAAUAUUUAUAAUUAACUCUGUACAAUCGGAUUUAUUACUCGUAAACUAUUACUCUGGUUUGUAUCUCUCUGUAUAGAUGUUUGGAAACAUAUCUGACCUUUAUUUGUCAUAUAAGCUGUACAGCAUUGGAAAGGGAUAGUUCAGCCACAAAAAAUGAAAAAUCUUUCAUCAUUUACUUAACUAUUUACAUUGGACCCCAUUGACAUCCACUGUAUGAACACAAAAGCAGAUUUGUUAUUUUUGGGUGAACCAUUCCUUUAAAGUCAUCUUAAUCUUUGAUGUGUUUUUUUUCUGCUGUCAGACACGGCGCUGUACAUGUAGUUGUAGAAGCAGUAAAAUGCACUAAACUCCAUUACCCAGAAAUCCUGCAUUUGGCAUGUAAGGCUUCACAUUCGGACUCUUUGUAUGUCAUGGCAUGAUGUGAAAAUUGUGGUGGAGAAAUUCGUGUAGCAUGACGUUUAGAUUUGAUCAGUGGCUCUCAAUUGGUUUUACAUCAGGACUGAAAUAAUAACACAAUGCAGCUACCAAAAAAUAAACAUUUCAAUUCAAAAGCACGAUAACGCCCUCAAAAUGCAGCAUCAUUGUUCAUUUAUUAGGUUUUUUCAAUGCUUUGACGAUCAAAACAUGUGAUGUUUGUGUUAAUCCUUUCUCGUGUUUAAUGUCCAAUUUAACUUUGUGUUUUAUUCGAGUUUCACAUGUCUGUGCUAUUAUUUGUUUAUUUUGGCUAACUUAUCAAGUGCUGGAUGAUUUUUUUAAAUGUUGUAUCCAUGCCUCUUCAAAGUUGAUGCAUAUAUUAUUUUUGCAGUCCUAACUGUGCAUUGUGUUUUUUAUUGAAGUGCUGUGAUGGACCGGUUGAAAGCCACUGGUGUAGAGAUUUGGCUCUAACAUCUGCUCAGAUGAUUAUUUGCACUUUCUGUCCAGUUUUUAAGCAAGCCAGUAAUUGAGUGUUUUUUUUACAGAUCACUUACAGAUUGUACAUUGAUGUACAUUAUCGAGAUAAAUCUUUCACUUUCUCUCUGUUACCUUUUUUAUUAUGAAACAUCUCAGAUUAUGGACUCUUUUUUGUUUCGAGUAUUAAGUGUUAUUUUUAAUGCAUCGGAUUUGUGAAUUGAUUUAUGGAAUACAGAAGUCUGUGUGAUGCUGGUCUGAAGGAGGUACAUGUAUAUGGUCAUAUUUGUUUUUCUUUCCCUUAAAGUGACAGUGCUCUUUAAAAGAAAUUUCAAUAAAUGUUUGAAAAUAAAAUAAGUGUUCAGCAUUUUAAAACGAUUGCCAUGUUAGGAUAUGUUGCAAUAUUCUUACUGAAUUGUAGAGGCGGGUGGGUAAUUUUUGUGUGCUUUUUUGUCAUUUAAACACUAAACUUACAACAUGUAUCAUAUAGAAAUAAGUAAGAUGAUACCCUUAUAUGAACAUUCAGCUUGGAAAAAUUUUAGAGACCCAUUCAAAUCAUUUUUUUAUUUUAAAAUGUACUGUGUAGGUACUAUGUGUUUAGGUAAAAUGAUCAUUUUUGUUUCAUUCUGUGAACUACUAACAACAUUUCUACCUAAUUUCAAAUAAAAAUACUGUUUCUAUUUGCAUUUAUAUGCUGAAAAUAAAAACUGGAGAAA